AUACUGAGACAUAGGGCCUAGAGACCACUUUUGUUUUAGAAAACAAGUUUAAGCGUGAAAAUUAAAAAGACGGAAUUCCUUUUCAAAGAUUAAUCUAGAAAAAUAAACCAUCCUGCUAAGAUAAAGAACAAAAAUGCCUAAAAUAUCUGAACAUGAGGAGAAGAUGAUUCGUCUUCAGUCUCAAGUUCGUCUAAAUCAGACUGAGCUACAGGACUAUUUGUCUGAUCUGAAAAACUGGGAGAAGGAUAUCAAAAGAAAAGAGGAGGACUUGAAGUUGGGCAAGACAGAUAAGAGUGAAGAAUUGCCUCCUGUACGGAAUACAAUACACAAGAAAAAGUUGAAAAGAAAAAAGAAGGAAAAGCCAGUGAAUCAUGAGAAGCCUAAAAAGAUUAGUGGUUUUGAUUUCCGUGCUUGGGAUAAAUUUGAUGUGGAAAAGGCCUUGGAAGAAGUUGACAAAGAAGAUAAAGGAAAUGAAACAUCAUCUUCAGAGUAUGAGACAGAUGAAGAAUGGGAAUUUGAGAGGAAAAAGUAUUUAGCUGGCCUUGAGAAAGAUAAGGGAAAUGAAUUCUUCAAAAAUGGUGACAUAGAGAAUGCAGUUGAGGCUUAUACUAAAGGCAUCAGCUAUGAUCCAACAAAUGCCAUUCUGCCAGCCAAUAGGGCCAUGGCACUGCUCAAACAAGAAAAAUAUGGAGCUGCUGAGUUGGAUUGUACAACUUCAAUUACCCUUGAUCCCUUAUAUGUGAAGUCCUAUUUGCGACGAGCUACAGCUAGAACUGCCAUGGGUAAAUUUAAAGAAGCGAGCGAAGACUUUCAGAGAGUUUUAUAUCUUGAACCCACCAACAAACAUGCAGCUGCAGAGCUAGACAGGCUGAAAAAGGAGUUUGAUAGAGAAAAUAAAGAUCCUGUAUUAUCAAGUCUGAUUGAUGGGAAAAAGGGAAUAGUAAAACCAGUGUACAAGCCACCAGAAGAAAGAUCUAAGGUUCCAUUAAGACAAGUCCUUAUUGAAGAAGUAGGGAUAGAGGUGGGCAGCAGGCUGCAAUGUCUCAACAUGGAACAAAGUGAAACAGCAAAGAAGCUGGCUGAGCAGGAGGGAGAAAAAUUUGAUCAGCUUUUCCUGACCUCUGAGUCAGGUGCUUCCUCCAUUAGUAAAAUAGAAGAACUGUCUUCAACACCUUCAGAGAGUUUAGAUAAUAAAAGGGUGGGGUCAUCCUCAUCAGUGGACUCGUCUGUUCAGUCAUCUGACAGCAGUGAUAGAGGUCAGGCUGAUGUAAGAUCAGAAAAGUGUGGUGAUAGUACAAUCUCUCCGAAGAAAAAGGAUUCUUGUGAAAAUAGUUCAAACAAGAAAUUUUCUCCAGAGAUUGGUUCAGGUGACAGAACAGCUACUACUGCUCAAACUAAAGCUUCUCAGACUAGAGUGGCAACAGAAGCAAGCCCAGGUGACAGUUUUUCUGUACCAACUACAUCUUUUCAGUUCCAGGCAGAUUUCAAGCUGUUAAAACACAACCAGGAAGCUUUUAUUAACUAUUUUAAGGCCAUACCUCCUGCAAAAUAUUGUCAGCUCUUUGGUCAGUGUCUUGAUGCAGAAAUCCUCACCACUAUACUUACAAGUUUACAAACUAACUCAAACAGACUUGAUGAAAUCAACAUGUAUGACAUACUGAUCAAUUUGACCAAAGUCAAGAGGUUUUCAAUGACAGCCAUGUUUCUCUCCCAAAAAGAAAAACAAGUGAUUAAAGACUUGCUACAAGCCCUGGAUGAAAGCAAGAAAUAUUCUGAAAAUGAUCUGACAGCAUUAAGGAAAUGUUUUUUGUAACAUUUCUGUAUGUAAAUUAGUUUGCUUUGUUAUCUUCAUAUAAAAAUUGUUUAUUAAAAUGUAAUGCUUUGAGUUU
Molecule: messenger RNA, 1889 nt
Organism: Physella acuta
Lineage: Eukaryota; Metazoa; Mollusca; Gastropoda; Physidae
Product: RNA polymerase II-associated protein 3
Cellular component (GO): protein folding chaperone complex
Molecular function (GO): protein binding
Source: RefSeq, a predicted model, not a curated record